Molecule: messenger RNA, 3590 nt
Organism: Menidia menidia (Atlantic silverside)
Lineage: Eukaryota; Metazoa; Chordata; Actinopteri; Atheriniformes; Atherinopsidae
Source: the annotation of a GenBank genome assembly
ACAGAUACUUUAACGCUACUGUCUGCAAUGUAACCAAAUAUAUUUUUACGAAUGACUGAUAAUGAGUAUUUCCAUACUUAAUAAAGCAAUUUGGGAAAUUGGGAUUUAUUUUGGUGGAUACUUUUAAGGCAUAUCCACGGAGAGCAACAAAACGCAUUUAUUUUCUCUUCCAGGGCGUACUGUGAAUUUUAACAUCACAAUUUUCCCCUAUCACAUGCGGUUUUAUAUUUAGUUAUUUUAUUAUUACGCUUUUUUAUGCAAUUUAUUUAAAAGAGCUUAAAAGGGAGAAAAAGGUAUACGACGCCACAAACAUGGAGCUGAAACACCUUACGAGCCAACUUCGUAAAUGUACACACAUACUCAAAGGACCCAAUGGACCCAAGCAAGGCUAGAUUGAAAAGAUUUUUUUUUGCAACCGGCUGUGUUUAGCUUGGUGCAUUUUUAUAGCUUAAGAUACUGUGUAAAUGUUUGAUGCUGUGUAAACUUCUAAAGGUUGUAUCCAGGCCUUUUUGCGGUGUCCUUAGAUAGCAGAGAUGAAGGCGAAGAAGAAGAAGAGGCAAGAUGAUUUCCAGAAGGUCAAACUAAAAGUGGGAAAGAAGAAACCUAGAGCUGAUAAUGCAACCAACACAAACUUUCGCACAAGGGGAAUUAAUCUAUCCGAACAGCUGAAGAGAGACACGAGUGGCCCCACAACUCACAGACAUCUUGGCAUCAAUGAUCUCCUCUCUCAGCUGCACCAUUACAAUGCCAACGUCAAACACGGUGCCUUGUUGGGUUUGAGAGAGCUGCUGUCCAUCAGUCCCUCUCUGUUGGAGCAGCAUCUUUCACGCUUGCUUUCCGAAGUGGCAGCUGUUCUCACAGACAAGGAUGGCAACGUUCGUGUGGCAGCUACACGCGUCCUCAGGUUCAUCGCACAGUCUGUGCCUGCAGAACGAGUGGCUCCCUUCUUCCCACUCCUCAGUGCUCACUUGUCUUGUGCCAUGACCCACAUUGAGGCUCCCAUCCAGGAAGACGCUAUGAACGUCUUAGAUGUGUUUCUGGAAUACUACCCUUCCCUUCUAGCUGCACGGCCUGGAGUUCUCCUUACUAACUUCCUAGAGAUGAUCUCUCACAGACAGACCUCGGGGGGAGGCAAAAAGGCUCAGGAUCCUAAAGGGCGGAUCUGGGCGCUGUCGGUCAACCCUGACAGGACUGUGACUAGCCAGCAGUGGCGGCUCUCUGUUCUUCUCAGGCUUGGGCGCUUUCUUCAGGCAGUCGUUGAGGAAAGACCGACUGAAGAGGGUGAUAUGUCUGUCCGAGCUGAGGGAGUGUUUGGAUCCAGCAGAGAGGGUCUUGUAAAAACACUAUAUCUAAACUGGGAAGAGCUCGUGUACAGCAAAGUUGGGGUAAAAUUGUAUGAAAAUUCUGGAGCCAAACCGUCUCCCCAAUCCACAUUUAGACUCAGACCUGAGGUGGGCCCGGAAGCAACAGUCAGCGAGGGUCUGGAUUCGGUGGAGACUGUGCAAGGCUUUGCAGCUACGCUUGUGCCUCUGCUGUUGGAAGUGUGGGUCGAAGCCAGCGCCAGUGACUGCAACUGGAAAAGCACAGACGGUGCUCACCUGCUCUCCCCAGACACCAUGUCAGUAAUGUUCCAGGUCUUGUCUAUUCUGCAGCUGCUGAGAAAACUGACUCCUCAUCAGGAGAAUGAGGAUGCACUGGAUGCGUGGUUCCGUAAAGAAUAUUUGGCAGAUUUUAAGCAGCACUUCAUGAAAAACUUUCCUUACGGUGCCCGAGAUGCAUCCAAACAUAAAAAGAAAGUUGAUCAUAAAAGGAGUAAAUUAAAUACAGCCAUCCCAAUUCAGACUGUGGAGCCUCUGGCCUUAAAUAUCACACUCUGCCAGGUCAUGGUGUCCCUCAGCCAGAAGCAGGGCCUUGAUCUGGAGGCAGAUGGAGAGUGGUUGACACCACUAAGAACCUUUGUCCAAGACACUCUGGGGGGUGGAGUAAAACUGAGCUACAGGCAGCUGCACCUGCUGCUGGGCACCGUGUGGAAGAUGGUGUUCACGCAGAGGAGCAGAGCAUUGACGGAGGACCUUUUGGCAGCUGUGUAUAUCUACUAUAAGCAGAGGAACCUCCCGCUACAGACCCGAUCCCUGCUGCUGUCUUUCUACAGCAAACUCUACUUGCAGGAGCAAGGGCACACACACAUUGCCAGGAGCAAGGUGCUGUGUCGCUGGUUGGCAUCUUUGCCGGUGCAGUUGGCCCAGUUGGGCUAUCGUAACCCCACACUCUCUUCACAACUCAUAAACUCCAUCCAUGCUGCAGCUUCUCGAGGCAACAAAGACCUCCUCAACAGUCUGCAGACACAUGCCUGCAGGCUCUACGAUCCACAGGACGGAGUUGUGGUGCUCUUACCUGCAGAAUCCCAGCAGCGAAUGAUGCAGCUGCUCUACUUCUUACCCAAAAUAUCCCAGCCUCUUCUGGCCCACCUGAGCGGCUGCUGCACUGCUGGACGGAUCUCUGCCAGCCUUGCCGGUUCUCUGAUCCGUAUCUUACACUUUCGGUCUUCCCUUGGAGGCUGGUCUGUUGGGGGUCAGGAAGCAGCCCUGCAGGAUGUGGACUACAUCAGCUUCCUGUUCUCCACCCUCACGGGCUUUUCGUCUGAAAAUCUGGCCACCCUGCAGGAGGAUGAGAGUGCCCUGCCUUCCACCCCACUUUCACCCCUCUGCCUCUACCCCACGCCACUGGAGCAGUUCACUCACCACUGGGAUGUUGUUGAGGAAGUGUGCCACUGUCUUGAAACGGUGGGUUCAAAGUCUCAGUGCUUUGACAUCCUGCAAAAUGGCAUCUGCAAAUACCUGACCAAGUUGGACGUGGUACCUGACAGCAUGGCAACCGGGCUGCUGAGAGCCGUAUCGCGACUGCUGGAUCUGUCCGUCCUGCCCGUAGAGCCCGUGGUGCGCUUCUUGUCUCACUGUCUCCUCAGCCUGCUGGCACUGCUGCUCGCCCUGCAGCAGGAGGCCCCGACGGAAACCAACCACAAAAGGGAAGCAAUUUGGGGCGCUUGUGUGACGGCGCUGAGCAGCGUUCCUCGCCUGCUGCGGAUCGUUCUGCAGUUGAUGCGUGUUGGAGACCUUAAUGAGGAGGAGCUGCCACAGCUCGGACAGAUCCUCUUAAUGCUGCUGCAGCACACGCCGCUCCAUAACCAGCUGCUGGCCAACGCUGCUGUGCUGCAGGAGAUCAUACAGAACCUCACGAGGUAUUCCCGGGGCGCAACCAGGGAGCAGUGGCUGACAGACCUGCUCUACUGUUACAGUGUCACAGUGGCUCAUGGCUCCUCGGCACACCGUGGAAGUCUGGGCCUUCGAGACAUGUACUAACUGCCACAUCAAAUGAACAAGAGUGUUGCUCAGUUCAUCCUCAGUAACAAGAGACGAAGCUCAGCAACAAUUGCAUCAAAAUAAACUUUUUUUUAAUUAGUUACCAUAAAUGCUCCAUGUUAUUGUUUAAAAAAACAUCAUUUUAUUGUUGUUGACUUAGUGUUUUUCUUGGGUACAAAGUGACUUUGGUUUUUAAAAAAUCAAGUGGAAAAAAGACAAAAACAGAAUAAA